Messenger RNA from Coffea eugenioides, 1528 nucleotides. RefSeq lists its product as uncharacterized. Gene Ontology annotation, biological process: regulation of transcription by RNA polymerase II. The record is from RefSeq and is a predicted model, not a curated record. Gene Ontology annotation, molecular function: protein dimerization activity; RNA polymerase II cis-regulatory region sequence-specific DNA binding; DNA-binding transcription factor activity, RNA polymerase II-specific. The coding region runs from base 1 to 1470 and encodes 489 amino acids. Gene Ontology annotation, cellular component: nucleus. NCBI's taxonomy places the organism in Eukaryota, Viridiplantae, Streptophyta, Magnoliopsida, Gentianales, Rubiaceae. The transcript has 7 exons.
AUGGCUGGAGAAUGCACUGAAACAACCCCUUUAGCUACCACUUCCUCUAUACAUAAUUGGUGGCCUCAGCAUCAUCUUCAUGGUUCUUCUGUAUCUUCUUGGAGCACCAAUAACUAUCCUAAUUGGCAGUACUCUGAACUUAACAACAAUUCUGAGUCCUCUGGAGACGAAAGUGUUUCCAUUUCCACAUCUUUCACCAAUGCUUCUAAUCAUUCCGGUUUGACUGUCGAAUCCUCAAGAAUAGUACUGGUUGAUGGUGCUUCAGCCCAUGAAUUCGUUGGAGAAACAGUUCCUGAUGGUCACCUCUGGAACCAUGUUCUCAUAGGUGGCGGCAACAACGGAGACUUGCCUAACAGUGAAAAUUUUGGAGAACAAUUACUCAAUGAUUUGCCACCAAAGAGCAUUUCAAAUGGAAUGUUUGAUCCUGCAUGUGACUACACCAAAAAGAUUGACAAUAGUUGGCUAUCCUCAAGUAUGGGACCUUUCAACUUUGAGAAACAACUCAAUACCCCUAAGUUGUCAAACUUUGUUGGAAACUGGUCUAUACCAUCCCAAGAUGAGCACAUGAAUCAACAGUUUGAGCCCCGGCAGAGCGAUAUAGGAACCCUUAACUCCAUGAUUAAGGAACCCUUUUCUGAUCUUGGUCCGGGGAAGCGAAGUAUGGAUAGAAUUAUGGGUUCAAUCUCAUGUUUUGGUCAUGAUAUGAAAAUGGUGGAGGAAUAUGGAAGGUCAUUUGACAGUUACAAGGUUGGGGACCCUAAUGCUUUGGGUAGCACAAUUUUGGGAGAUAAGCGCAAAUACUCUCUUGAAUUGCCAAAUAUUCGUCCUUGCUCCAAUUCAAGAAGUUUAACUGAAGCUCUUUCCCCUGUUGGUCAUCUAAGCAGGCCACUGCUUGAUACUAACCUAUCUAAGCCCAUCCUUAAAACCCUAGACUUAUCAGGCUUCAAGAAGCAGGUCUUCCAGACUUCUCCAUUCCCAACUCCAAUAUCAACAAUCAGCACACUUGCAAGAAACAAUAGAACGACACAGGCACUGCUGAGUGGAGGAAAGAAGAAAAGAUCCGAAGAGAAUCCGGAGACAGUCAUGAAGAAGGCUAAACAGGAAGGCAGUACAAUCUCAACCACAAAGUUGCAGGUUCCAAAAGCAAAGCUGGCAGAUAAGAUCACUGCCCUCCAACAAAUUGUAUCACCAUUUGGAAAGACUGACACAGCAUCCGUACUAUGGGAAGCAAUUGGAUAUAUAAGGUUUCUUCAAGAGCAAAUACAGCUGUUGAGCAGUCCUUAUAUGAAGGGCAAUUCGAGUAAGGACCUUUGGGGAGGAUUGGACAGAAAUGAUAGUGGAGAGGCAAAGCUGGAUUUAAAGAAUCGAGGACUUUGUCUUGUUCCUAUUUCAGGCACACCUCAAGCCUGUCGUGAGAACGCUGGUUCUGACUACUUGACUCCAAUGUAUCGAGGAUGUCUAUAUAGAUGAAAUGGGACACCAUUUAUAAAGUGUAGAAGUACUUUUUAUUAUAAUUAUGGAUUCAUGU